Messenger RNA from Recurvomyces mirabilis, 996 nucleotides. It is a transcript of the gene TGL2, whose product is annotated as lipase 2. The transcript is spliced from 5 exons. Lineage: Eukaryota; Fungi; Ascomycota; Dothideomycetes; Mycosphaerellales; Teratosphaeriaceae. The coding region runs from base 1 to 996 and encodes 331 amino acids. The record is from RefSeq and is a predicted model, not a curated record. Gene Ontology annotation, molecular function: triacylglycerol lipase activity. Gene Ontology annotation, biological process: lipid metabolic process.
AUGAGAGCCCUCAUCCACCGGAAUGUCUUGAGGCGGCGGCGGCCUUGUUAUCCGUGGAAGAUCUAUCGUAUACAGACCUCACCUUUCCACAAACAUGCACCACACCAGAAGGAAGCGCGGGAUCCUCGUCUCAAGGACGUCGAUGAAUUGAUCAAAGAUCAAUUCGCCACUCUACGACAGGACUACCAGGUACCCAAACAUCCUAUCAUUCUCGCCCAUGGACUACUAGGAUUUGAUGAACUGCAUCUGGCGGGCCAGAACUUGCCCGGGAUCAGAUACUGGUAUGGCAUUACGGAAGCGCUUGCUGCACGUGGGGUUGAGGUCAUUACGGCGACGGUGCCGCCAAGUGGGAGUAUUGAGGCGAGGGCGCAGAGGCUUGCAGAGAGUAUUGAAAGGAAGGCAGGAGGUAAGGCCGUUAACAUCAUUGGACAUAGCAUGGCCACGUCCCAAGGUCUUGACUCCCGCUACAUGAUAUCCCGCCUUAAACCUCCCAACGUGAGCGUCCGCUCCCUUACAACCAUAGCUACACCCCACCAUGGCUCCGCCUUCGCAGACUGGAUGUUCAAGCGCAUCGGCCCCAUUAACAUCCCCAAACUCUACCAAGCUCUCGAAUUCUUCGGUCUGGAAUCUGGAGCUUUUCAGCAAUUGACGAUGAAGUACAUGGCUGAUUCUUUCAACCCCCGGACACCGGACUUGGAAGGCGUGAGGUAUUUCAGCUACGGUGCCACGCUUCGCCCAAGGUUUACUAGUGUUUUUCGGAAAAGUCAUUCCGUCAUACAAGAAGCUGAAGGACCGAACGAUGGGCUUGUCAGUGUGAACAGUUCCAGAUGGGGCACGUAUAAGGGGACGUUGGACGAUGUCAGUCAUUUGGAUCAGAUCAACUGGACGAAUAGAUUGAGGUGGUAUAUUUGGACUCUUUCUGGGCAUCGGAGGAAUUUCAAUGCUAUCGCCUUCUAUCUAGACAUUGCUGAUAUGCUUGCCAAGGAAGGCCUGUGA